Molecule: messenger RNA, 552 nt
Organism: Didymodactylos carnosus
Lineage: Eukaryota; Metazoa; Rotifera; Eurotatoria; Philodinida; Philodinidae
Source: the annotation of a GenBank genome assembly
AUGAUUAUCUACGUCAUCUUAUUGUUUUCUCAUGGUGAUGUUCUUACACAAGACAUAAGAGCCGAUAUCGAUUUGAAAGAUUUUGGUACCUCAUUUACCCCUGUCAAUGAUAUCGAACUAAUUCGAACUACAUUAGUGAAGUCAUUGAUGGUCUGUGCUAGUUUGUGCGUUCAAGAUGCCACAUGUCGUACCUUCGAUUAUGAUAAAUCAUUUCGUCAGUGCCGAUUGUUUGAGGGAGAAAUCAUGACCGGUAUCGUCAACAUAUCGUCAUCAUCGGCAUCAAAAGUUGGCGGCAUCCGAUAUUCACCUAAACUAUAUGUUAUCUAUCAUCAAACAUGUGACAAAUGUGCAUUCAACCGAUAUCUUCUUUGCAAUAAUAAUUUAUGCGAAUGUCCAUCUCACACAUUCUGGGAUGGUGAAAUUGUAAAAAUCAAGUGUACACAGAAAGUACGUGUCAGACUGACAGCUGGUGUAGAACGGAAUGGAAUCUUAUAUGCAGUGCCAAUAACACAUGCGAGGGUAUGUACACGGUUGGAAAUAAUAUUUUUCUAG